Henningerozyma blattae CBS 6284 is the source of this 174-nucleotide messenger RNA. It is a transcript of the gene MCO6, whose product is annotated as Mco6p. The record is from RefSeq and is a predicted model, not a curated record. Gene Ontology annotation, biological process: outer mitochondrial membrane organization. The transcript has a single exon. Bases 1 to 174 code for a protein of 57 amino acids. NCBI's taxonomy places the organism in Eukaryota, Fungi, Ascomycota, Saccharomycetes, Saccharomycetales, Saccharomycetaceae.
AUGGCAUUUCUAGUAUCUCAAAUUCGAGCCAUAUUUAGAAACGAAGAGGAUAAGGAAAGACAGGUUGCAUUGUCAAGGAAAGCAUUCUUUCAACUGAUAGGCUAUUUAGGUGGAUGUGUUAUUAUAUCUUACUUUUCUCAUUUGAAGCAAAUCCAAGAUCAAUCCUUCUAUUGA